Molecule: messenger RNA, 3623 nt
Organism: Scylla paramamosain (green mud crab)
Lineage: Eukaryota; Metazoa; Arthropoda; Malacostraca; Decapoda; Portunidae
Gene: Hsc70Cb
Product: heat shock 70 kDa protein 4-like
Exons: 17
Coding region: 200-2710 (836 amino acids)
Biological process (GO): protein folding
Cellular component (GO): nucleus; cytosol
Molecular function (GO): ATP binding; ATP-dependent protein folding chaperone
Source: RefSeq, a predicted model, not a curated record
UUGAGCCUCACCGGCCUCGUGCAGCAGCGUGUCCUCUAGAAAUUUCGUCAGUGUGUCAUGAGCGGCGAGUGAGGAGGUGUGAAUAGAGUAAGGUUGAGCAGUGUGCUUUGGGAAGUGUCCUCAGCAACACGUCUGUCCGUAGCCUCUCUCCCAGACUCUGCAGCGACCACUCCUGGGGUAGAAUCAGGCACGAGGAAAGAUGUCGGUGAUUGGCAUUGACUUCGGGACAGACGGGUGUUACAUCGCCGUGGCCAGACAGGGCGGCAUUGAGACCAUUGCCAAUGAUUACAGUCUGCGCUCCACCCCGUCAUGUGUUGCCUUUGGGGAGAAGAAUCGUAUCCUUGGUGUGGCGGCCAAGAACCAGAUGACCACAAACAUGAAGAACACCCUCCAUGGCUUCAAGAGGUUAUUGGGCCGUCACUUCAGAGAUCCGAAAAUCCAAAAUGAGGUGUCCAUCUUACCAUACCGAACCGUAGAGUUGCCGGACAGAGGCGUUGGCAUUGUGGUGCGCUACCUUAAUGAGGAGCACACCUUCACACCAGUCCAGGUGACUGCCAUGCUCUUCACCAAGCUCAAGCACACGGCAGAACAAGCUCUCGGCAUUAAGGUCAACGAUGUGGUGAUUGGGGUACCUGUCUACUUCACGGAUGCAGAACGAAGGGCUCUACUGGAUGCAGCCGUCACUUCUGGCCUCAAUGUGCUCCGCCUUCUCAAUGAGACCACUGCUGUUGCCCUCUGCUAUGGUAUUUAUAAGCAGGACCUCCCAGCACCAGAGGAGAAGCCCAGGAAUGUGGUGUUUGUGGACUGUGGUGCUGCCAAUAUUCAGGUCUGUGCUGUAGCAUUCAACAAAGGGAAGCUCAAGAUGUUGGCCACAGCAGCUGACUCUAACCUUGGAGGAAGGGACUUUGAUCGCCUCAUGGCCCAACAUUUCUCCACUGAAUUUAAAUCUAGAUACAAGAUUGAUGCCUCCAGCAACCCUCGGGCUUGGGUGCGCUUGUGCUCUGAGGUGGAGAAGUUGAAGAAACAGAUGUCGGCCAAUUCUACAGAUCUUCCAAUCAACAUUGAGUGCUUCAUGGAUGACAAAGAUGUUAGUGGCAAACUCAACAGAGCCAGCAUGGAGGAGAUGAGUUCCCACUUGCUAAAGCGUGUUGAGACCACCCUGCAGCAGUGUCUCUCCGACUCCAAUCUUAAAGUGGAUGACAUCACCAGUGUAGAGAUUGUCGGAGGCUCCACCCGCAUUCCUGCCAUCAAGCAUCUCAUGGAAAAGGUGUUCAAGAAGGUUCCCUCCACCACCCUCAACCAGGAUGAGGCUGUGGCCAGGGGCUGUGCUCUCCAGUGUGCUAUGCUGUCCCCAGCCUUCAAGGUUCGGGAGUUUUCCAUAACAGAUGUGCAGCCGUACAGCAUCCAGCUGGUGUGGCAAGAUGAGUCAGGACAGGAGGCAGAUAUGGAGGUCUUCCCCAAGAACCAUCAGGUACCAUUCUCAAAGAUGUUGACCUUCUUCAGGAGGGAGCCCUUCACCCUCCAGGCCCAGUACACCCAGCCAUCCAUUUUCCCUGACCCUAUCAUUGGUCACUACACCAUUGAGAAUGUCAACCCUGGGCCUGAAGGAGAGUGCCAGAAGGUUAAGGUGAAGGUACGAGUCAACCUUCAUGGACUGUUUACCAUUGCCUCAGCCUCCCUCACAGAGAAGAAGGAAACUGUGGAAGAGCCCCCAGAGACCAUGGAAACAGAAGAGAAGACAGACAAGGCUCCUGCCGCUGAUGGACCUAAUGACUCCCAGGAGGCGCCAUCCGAGAACCAGGCCCCACCUGAGGAGGGUGGCCAGCAAGAAAAGAUGGACACAGAAAAGGCCCCAGAAACACCACAGCCAGCAAAGAAUGAAGGUGGAGAGAAGAAAGGAAAGAAGUGCCUCAAGACAGUGGACCUGCCAGUGAAGGAAGUGGUGAAGGCUCACACUCCCAAUGAUCUUAACAUUCUGGUGGAGCGGGAGGCCCAGAUGGUGCAGGCAGACAAACUAGAAAAUGAGAGAAUUAAUGCUAAGAAUGCUGUAGAGGAAUAUGUGUAUGACAUACGAGGAAAGAUCCACGAUGAACUAGAAAAAUAUAUUAGUGAUGCUGACAGAGAUAAGUUGAGUAUCCAGCUUGAGGACACAGAAAACUGGCUGUAUGAAGAGGGUGAGGACUGCAAGAAACAAAUCUACUUGGACAAACUUGCAGAUUUAAAGAAACAAGGAGAGCCCAUUAAGACCAGGAAACGAGAGCGCGACGAUCUUCCCAGAGCAUUUGAGGUUCUGUCAGGUUCAGUCCAGUUGAUGCGUAAGGCUGUUGACCUUUUCAAGCAGGGAGAUGAAAAGUACAACCAUCUUGAGGCUGCGCAGGUGGAGAAGGUUGAAAAGGCCAUUGAAGAGAAACAAGACUGGGUAGACAAGCACCUUGGCCUUGUAAGCUCCACUCCCCUUCAUGCUGACUUGCCUGUCACUGCAUCACAGGUCAUGUCAGAGAAGGGCACCUUUGAGGCCCUAGUCAAUCCUAUAAUGAAUAAGCCCAAACCUAAGCCCAAGGUUGAGGAGCCUCCACCUGCAGACAAGGAGGGAGGUAAAAAGGCUGAGGGAGAGCAGUCUAAUGGCCCCAAGGUAGAUGAAGAGCAGCAGCAACAACAGCAACAGCAGCAGACCCCAAAAGAUCCAACGGAACCCAUGGAUGUGGACUAGACCUCCAGCCUAGCAAUCUCACCUCUUGUCAGAACAGCUUCAUCACCAAUCCUUAAUAAACUUGGUAGCCCUUGAAGGAUGUGAAUUUUUUUUUCAUUUGAAUGACUUGCAUCUCAGUUGUGGUGCCACAGAGGCGAAAUGAAUGGAACAGUGCUUGGCUGCACCCCAGAACAAGGCACUACUGAUACUCAAAUAUUUUUGGAAAGGAAACCCAUUUUGAGGUCCACCAAAUCUAGUAGGGUCGGUGAGUUUUAUGUUUUGUCCGUGUUGUCAGGCAACGGGUGAUUUUAUUUAUUUAUUUAUUUUUUAUACUGACAGUUCCAUAUUUCAAGAAGCUUGUGACCAGAUAGUACAGCACAGGGUAAUCAUAUCACAGACUUAUGAUGUGAUGGUGUGUUGAGGAGCAGGUGAUGUACUGUGCCCCUUCUAAUGAAUUAUUAAAUGAAUAGUGUUUAGUUUUGAGUCUAGAUGGAGCACUUUACUGUUAAAACUGAUUGCAAAGCAGUUCUUUACAGCAUAGGAAGCAUUAAUAUUUACUGUAAAUAACCAGACCUUCUGCUAAGUAGAUCUCAACUUCAUAUUGAAGUUUUUGAGUUGUACAACAAUUUUUCAUCAUUUAUUAUUAGCUUCAAGCUUUAGUUUGAUGAGGCUGGGUGAGGAGUGGAGCCAGAUUGUCUUUUAUUACCAACACUGAUCGGUGGAUACAUUAUUAAUUUGAGUUACAUGAAUUAUUACAGGAUCAUGUGAUAAGAAAAUGUCUUUAGUUUGUUGAGGCAAUUUGCUGUGCUGUUGGUGUGGCCUAGCUAGCUUGUUUGCGGCUGUACCUCUUGCACUACAACUGCAAUCAUUCCACUGUAUCUGCUUCUGUUGUUUGCUGAAUGUCUGAGUAUUAAGAUUAAUUUAAGUUUGCAAA